CGUGGCCGGCGGCAGUAGAUUCGUGUUCGCUAACAGUGGCAGGUGGCACGCUGCCCCACACCACCACCAACUUGCGCUCGCGAUAUCAUCCCUUGUACACAACACUUGUGACCCACGUUUGUGUUAACUUCAACAACUGAUAAGUUUAAGACAAGUUUAAGUUAAAACAUUGGAAAAUGUGAACUUUAAUAAAAGUGUUGUGAAGUGUUCUUAGAAAUACCGGCUCCGUCAGUCAUGUCGUCAAGUACGAUUUAAGUGCAAAAAUUACCUUGCUUUAAAACUUACGAUGUCCACAAAUACUGAAUGUUAGUGUUCACCUCGACCUGUCUGCUGCACAACUUUGGACUUAGUUACUAGAGUCGCAUAGCGGCUGGCAGCCCGGUGCGGCGGCUGCGGCGCCAGGAUGAUGGACUGCCUGUGCCCCGCGCCGCGCACGCUGGCUUGUCGCGUGGUGCUGCUCGACGAACGAGAACUCCUGCAUGAAAUACAGGAUAACAACACCGGCCAAGCGUUACUAGACGUAGUGUUUCGCCACUUGGAUCUCCUAGAAACAGCUUAUUUUGGUCUCCGCUACGUAGACCAAGAUAAUCAAACGCAUUGGCUGGACGCCGGCAAGAGAUUGCGUCGUCAGCUUCGAGGCUCCGAUCCCCAUACUUUCUACUUCGGAGUGAAAUUCUACGCGGCAGACCCAUGCAAGCUCCUAGAAGAGAUUACCAGGUACCAGUUGUUCUUGCAACUGAAGCAAGACGUGCUGCGUGGUCGGCUGCCUGUCAACUUCGACCUCGCCGCUGAGCUCGCCGCAUAUGUGCUGCAAUCGGAGCUGGGCGACUACGACCCGAGGCGACACGGGCUCGGCUACGUGUCUGAGUUCCGCUUGUUGGCGCACCAGACUCCGGAGCUCGAGGCGCGCGCCGCUGAAAUACAUCGCACACUCACGGGAAUUUCACCGGCACAAGCAGAAUUGAGCUACUUGGAUAAAGUGAAAUGGCUUGACAUGUAUGGUGUGGAUUUGCAUCCAGUUUUGGGUGAAGACAGUGUGGAGUAUUUCCUCGGGCUGGCGCCAAGCGGUCUUUUACUGUUACGCGGAAAACACACAGUUGCAAACUAUUAUUGGCCGCGCGUCUCCAAACUUUAUUACAAGGGACGCUACUUCAUGCUUCGCGUAGCAGAUAAGAAUAAUGACACAUCAACCUACGGCUUCGAGUCCCCGACGAGAUCAGCCUGCCGUCACCUCUGGCGUUGCUGUUCAGACCACCACACGUUCUUCCGAAUGCAGCAGACGUCACCAGCAUCAGCAGAUAUCUUCUCAUUAGGAACCAGACUGAGAACUAGUGGCAGAGGAUCAAGGCCCCGUCCUCCGCCCGCGUUCACGCGGACCCCAUCCCGUCGUAUCGCGCGACCGCAACACGCUUCGCACGCAUCGCUUAAUGAUGUGCCAAAACUAGAAGACUUGAGAAUAAAAGACUGUCCCCCAGAAAUCAAACAACCUACCUCAGUACAUCGGCCAAACUCGCUUCGAAUCAGUGGCGAAGUGUUGGGUGUCGAAGUUCCCGCGGUGGGAGGAUCCCCAAGAUCCACUCGGUCUGCUCCAACCAGACGUGGUCUCUACUCCGCAUCACCUACUGCCACCAGACCACCACCGGCUCCAAGACAUCGAUCAGCAUCAGUUGAUUCACAGAGCUCCAAUGAUUCACGUUCCAAUCGCAAACAUAAACAUCGUUCACGAAGACAGCAAUCAGACGCUGAAAGUGAACUAUCUCGAGGCUCAGGCCGGUCAGGACGACGACACCGACGUCAUCGGUCCAGACAUAAGCACGAGUCCGGCUCCGAGAGGGAUGACUCACAGCCAGAUACCAAAGAAUACGAACUGGUUGAUUCGGAAUCGCAAUGGAAGGAAGUCCUACGACAAACCACUGUCGGCAGCGGAGUUCAAGUCGCAAACGUUCGUCGUUCACAAAUGGAGCCAGAGACUGGGACACAUCGAUCAUCGCACCGACACCGGCGACAUAGAAAACAUCGGUCUCGGUCGGGCUCCCCCAACGACAAGAAAUGGUUGCCAAGUGAGUUGAAACAACACUUGGAGUUCUCAUUAGUAGACACAACCGGUAUGACCGAGGAACAACUGAAGGAAAUACCGUACACCGUUGUUCAGACCAGCCACGCGCGGCAGACUAAGCUUCGAACUUCUUCAAAGCAUCGACAAGCUGAACAUGGAUCAUUAGCAAGACGAGAUAAAAGUUCGUCAUCUCAUGGCAAAAAUAUCCAUGAUAGUCAUAACCAGGGAUCCCUUCGAUCUAGCUCUAGCACACUCAGCACGCACCGGACCGGCCACGAGAAACAUGGAAGACGUGUUUAUCCGAGCUACGAUGAACCCGUGGGGAGGACGGGCGAUGAUUUCUUGACAAAUAACGGAUACAAAGGCAAUGUGACGCCGAUCUCGAACAACAACAACCCCUACAGCCCCGUUACCAACAGCAACAGUAACAGCUCAAGCGGUGAGCUGAUUGGCAGUGCGCGUGUCUCACACGAACACACCGACUCAGGGCUCGGAGCAGAUCAGGACUACGCGUACUCUUCGGAGAGCCGGCGAGUGGAAACUGAUGUAAGGCCCAUGUCUGUCGGGUGCAGGUCCAGCGACAGUGCCAAGUGCGGAGCUGGAGGAUCUUCACGGACGGCGCCUGUGAGUAGGCAGUGGGCGAUGGGCGAGGCUGGUUUGCGGGAGGCGCGGGGCGCGGGCGGGGGUGGCGGUGGCGCGGUCACUCGCCGGCCUCCUGCGGCUCCGGGGCGCGCGCGCGCCUCCGUGUCGGGCUCGCAGCGCUCGCUGCUGUCGGUGGCCAGCGACUCAGCCACCGCGCGCCGCCCCCGCGACCUCGCGCCGCGCUACCCUCACCCAGCCGACGGGGGCUUUUCUCUCUUCAGACAUGCUAGCAACAACAACAUAUUGGUGGGCGAGAGCGGGUCGCUGGCUCGGCGGUACGCGCGGCCGACGCGGGAGUCGCGCGACCACAACGCGAACGUGGCGCGCACGCACUCGCGGCUCGCGCACCACCGACACGACAACACCCUCGACAUUAUCCUUAAACCUCUCAUAGAAAGCACGCAGCUGCAGAGCAACUGAGUACGGCAAACGAAGCGACAUCUGGUGUCAGUAGCGGAGGUGACACACCUGGCAACGGAAACAAACCUGCCGGCGCUGCUGAAAUGAGCACAGAACUAUAAACGAUUCCAAAUUUUUGUUAUCAUUCUAGUUUCUAUUAGACAAAAAAAUUAGGUCACCAUUUAUUUAAGAAAUAUCUUUUUAAAUGAAACAGAACGUUUUAAGUAUUUCUUAUUUUUCUCUUAAGAAAUAAAAGUGUUCUUAUUUUGAGAGAAACAGUCAUGACAAUCGUUGGUAAUUGGCCUAAUUUCAUUGUCCACAAUUAUAGUUCAAUUCGUUUUUAUUGUAAACGGCUAUUAGGUACUCAUUUCCAUCUUUCUAUGAUCGAUAAUACUCACGGUAAUAUUAAUUUAUUAUCCUGACGUGUUAUUUUCAUGUUAUAUAGUUAAAAUUGGGUUUUUGAAAAACCCCAACCUUAGGCUAUAGUUCAACAGUAUUUUUAUAAAACCUUUUAUAAUAAUGACAUAGGUUAAUCAUCGAUAUUUUGGAGUCAAUCAAAGAUUCAUCCUGUAUAUUCAAAUAGUCUCAUUUUAGUCGAAUAUUUUUCUGAAAUAUGAAUAAAAAUGUAGUUACAAUUAAUAGGUACUAAAGAAAAUAAUGUAGAAGUUUGAAACUUAUUAUUGUUUUCAGUUACUUUAUUUCAUAUUUUAUUUCAAAUGUAAAUAAUAUUUUUAUUUUGUAAAUAAAUCUUUAAAAUUGUGUCUUCGUAAUAUUUCAAUGUGAAAGCAGCAUAUUUAAAUAACAAAAGUAUCUUGUGCCAAAGAUUUUGUGAAGGAAAAAUCAGUUACGGAUAAUUGUUUAUAUUUCUUUGUGAAUUAGGAAACAAUUUAUCACCAAGUUUACCAUUUCACAUAGAUACCAACUUCGAAACGUACGUGUGAGUUUAUAACUUUGUUAUUACCUCCACUUAUAAAAAAAAGAACAAGUCGAAAAUCUACCAACUUUAAGAAAAUAAUUACUAUAUCGGAUAUUUAUUUAUUCAAUCGUUUACAACGGGUAUUAAUUAACGUAUUUUACCAUUCUCAUUAUUAUAAGUGAUCGACGUACACAAAAUCUUGUACAGUUGUUAUGUAGCUUAGUGUUAACAAGGUAAUUUAGUCUCUAGUUGCUAAAGUAACUGUCUAUUGAAAACAGAAAACAAUAAACACAAGUUUAAGGUCCAAAAUACAAUGUCUCUUUGUCACAAAAUCUACAGAAACGAGCAAAGGAACUGAGUAAAGUAUGAUUUUAAACAAAAUUCAUGGAUUUAUAAAAAUAGUUUGCUUAACAUUUUCAUGUGAAAGUUUGAAAUUUUCCGACCGAAGCGAGUCACUUUUACCUUUUUGCAAUGUCGCAUGUUGAGCUGGCAUUACCAAGCGACUGCUAUCGGGUGCCACUUAAGGGCGCGUAUGGGAAUGUGAGGGAAGGGUUGCAAGGAUCGUAUACCUUAGAACUCAGAGUACACUUUACGCGCCCUAUAAAAAGACUCAUUCAAUAAAAGAAACUAACAGUUACACCAUUAUAUUAAAUUGUCUCCUCCGCUGUAAAUAAUCCUAGAUAAUUAAGAUGUAAAUAAAUUUCAAUAUUACGCAUCGAUAUGCUCAGGUUUCGAUACAACAUUGUAGCUAUCUUACCUGCAGCCAAUUCUCAUGUCAGCUGCAGUACAUCCGAACUCCCAUGAUAUGUAAUUGAUACUCCCGAAUGAUGCGAUUAGUCGGUCAAAUUGUGUAUUGUCAAGACUGAUAAGAUUGCGACUGUAUUGCUACUCACACAAUUUUUGUAACCGAUUAUAACAGUUUGUAUGUAUUUUUUCAAAAUCGUUUCGAUUGUUCGCAUUAAACGAUCUAUAUCA
Molecule: messenger RNA, 4988 nt
Organism: Spodoptera frugiperda (fall armyworm)
Lineage: Eukaryota; Metazoa; Arthropoda; Insecta; Lepidoptera; Noctuidae
Product: band 4.1-like protein 4
Exons: 21
Coding region: 404-3118 (904 amino acids)
Cellular component (GO): cytoskeleton
Source: RefSeq, a predicted model, not a curated record